AUGGGGUUAGCGGAUGAGAUUGCGAAGAAGCGAAAAGCAGCAAAGGAAAAAACAAACACUAAGAAACAAAAGCCAGACUCUCCCAAUACUGCUGACGUCGCAGAAGCUCCAAAGGAAGUCCUGAAAGAAACGGUCUCAGCUGAGCAGGAAUUCCUCCGAAGUGUAGCAGACGACAAGCUCGAGAAAUCCCUUAAAAUUUUUGAAGGUGAAGACUCCUCAUUAAGCAAAGAAGACCAACUUCGAAAACUAGAUCUUUUAGUGAAGACUGAGCAACGCAAUGACGCAUACAAGGCUUAUCUCGAUGAAGAGAGUUCUGCAUCUCCAGUCAUAACAUUGGAGAACAUUGGUGGUAUUGAAACAAACAAACGACAAUUGGAACUACAAGUGAGGCUUGCAUUGAAAGAUAUCAUCUCUUUGUGGGAGGCAAUGCCACAGGAGCCUCCGGAACCAUACACGAUUGGCAUGCUUCGAGAGGUCAAAAGGGAUAUCGUCAAGCUACUAUACAAACUUCGAGCCGGGAAACUAGAGGAUAGUAUCCUUCUAUCUCUUGCCACGGUUAUCUACUACAUCCAACAAAAAAGCUUCGUGAAGGCCAAUGAGAGUUAUAUGAAGUUGAGUAUAGGUAAUGUUGCGUAUCCCAUAGGUAUAAGAGAUGUCGGAAUACAUGCGAGACACGCUCUUCUGAAGAUCACAGGUGAAGACAAGUCUACUAUCGCAAAUGUCAUGAAAAGUGAGUCCUUUAGAAAAUGGAUUCUUGCAGUGAAGCGCUUAAUCUCCUACAGCGAAACGAAAAUGAAUUCGACAAAGGUUCCAAAGGAAGCAGAGAGCUAG
Messenger RNA from Candidozyma duobushaemuli, 831 nucleotides. RefSeq names its product mRNA splicing protein. The transcript has a single exon. The record is from RefSeq and is a predicted model, not a curated record. Gene Ontology annotation, biological process: RNA splicing; generation of catalytic spliceosome for second transesterification step. Gene Ontology annotation, cellular component: U5 snRNP; U2-type post-spliceosomal complex; U4/U6 x U5 tri-snRNP complex. The coding region runs from base 1 to 831 and encodes 276 amino acids. NCBI's taxonomy places the organism in Eukaryota, Fungi, Ascomycota, Pichiomycetes, Serinales, Metschnikowiaceae.